GCGGAGCCGAGUUGCGGGAGCAGGUCGUGAAGUGGGCACUGAAUAAGUACAUGUGGGCGGCCCCCUUCGUGGAGCAUCCGCCAGCGGCCCUGGCGAGGGAGUGCAUGAAAGCCAUAUCGGCGCAGAAAUCGACAUGGUGGUGCGCCCGCCGCUUCUGGGCGGACAGGAUCAUGACCCACCCCAGCCUGGCGUUGUCGUGCCGGGCGUUGCAGGCGGCGCGCGGCCUCCCGUGGUCGAGCAUGCUCGAGGUGGCUCUGGAUACCCAUUGUAGCAAGCUCGGGCUGCGCAUGGCGGACUUGCCCGGCCCCCUCCCGGAGGGCAUCUGGGGGUGGUGGGGGGCUCAGCCUCGGGUGACGGCCAAGUCUGCUUGGGUUACUUAUCACGCGGACCCGAGCCCACGCCGGCGGGCCCAGUUGCAGCUCGCCGCGGCGCAGCUGGCCCUGCAGGUCAUGGAGGCUUUGCAAGGCAGCGGAACGGGGGGCCCCAGCGCCCCGAGGGUGAGCGUUGAUGGCCCUCAGGCUGACGGCGCGGCGCUGCAGUCCGCGGCCAACGUCGCGAUGGCAGCGGCGGCGGCGGGGGGCGGAUGGGUGGACUGA
Prorocentrum cordatum is the source of this 596-nucleotide messenger RNA. The record is from the annotation of a GenBank genome assembly. Lineage: Eukaryota; Dinophyceae; Prorocentrales; Prorocentraceae.